GUGGAGACAGGGCUCUAGGCUACAACUUUGAUGCCAUUUCCUGUGAGUCCUGUAAAGCUUUCUUCAGAAGAAAUGCUCCCAAAGGCCUGGACUACUUUAAGUGCCCUUAUGAAGAAAAAUGCAAGAUGGAUGUAUCAAAUCGCAGGUUCUGUAAAAGAUGUCGCCUACGGAAAUGUUUUGAAAUUGGUAUGAGGAAAGAAUAUAUUUUGACAGAAGAAGAAAAGACAAGAAAGAGAAUGAGAAUAGAAGAGAACAGACGUGAAAAAGAAGUUGAAAAGUUCCGACAUCAAUCAGGUGAUGUAACAUCUUCCAACAACAGAUUACGACCUCUAGAUCCAGAAGAACAGCAGGCUAUCAAUGAAUUGAUCACCGCCUACCAACAAUCUCUGGAAAUCUGUGUAGAUAAUGAUAUCUCACGAAAUAACCCGUCCAUGACUGAUCUGGUCAAUAUUGCUGAGAUCAGUGUCCGCCGAGUUAUCGAUAUGUCCAAAAAGAUCAAGUCAUUCAAAGCCCUCUCACAAACGGAUCAGAUAAGCUUACUUAAAGGUGGUAGUAUAGAACUGCUUAUCAUUCGUUCAGUCAUUACCUUUGAUAGAGAAAAACAACAUUUCUUGGAUCCAUACGAUAAUGGGAAAUAUGCCAUGACUGCUGAACAAUUGAAAAUGGGUGAAGGGUCUGGCUUAUUUGAUGAACAUAUGAAAUUUGUGAAGUCAUUAGCUAUGGAUUUAAAAGCUGAUGAAACUGUGCUCAUUCUCUUGCUGGUCAUUUCACUAUUUUCACCUGAUCGUCCUAGUAUUAGUGAUAAAACCUAUAUUGCUAAAGAACAGGAUAAAUAUGCCUUACUACUUCAACACUAUUUGGAAUCGAAAUAUCCUGUUAGCUACGUCCGCACAAUUUAUCCCAAGCUGCUCAUGAAACUUACAGAUAUUCGAAAUUUGAACGAGGAACAUUCACAAGUUUUACUGAAAGUCAAUCCAGAAGGAAUUCAGCCAUUGAUGAAAGAAGUUCUAGACCUCAAUGUUAAUAAGCUGUAAUGUAAUUGCCUGCCACAUUGUUUGUUUGACUGUAUCAGUCUAAUGGUGCCUCAAUCAUCAGUUUUAGACACAGGAGUUUGGUCUCUGGCAAUUGGUGCAACAAGAUGGUUCUGGCAGAUUAAAGUACCUCUUAUUGAAGUCUUGUGGCUCAUUUGUGAAUAGUCUAUAAAGAAAUGUAAGACAUGUAUAUAAAAUAUUGUGCAGUCUAUAGAGCACACUAAUAUAAUCAGAUUUAUAUGACAGAAGAUUUUAAAAUAGACUGAAAGUUCAAAGUGAAUGAAAUCUAUUUUACUUUUGGAGUUUGAAAGUGAUAUGACUACUAUUUUGUCCCAACUCACAAUAACAGAGUGAUGUUUUCAACUAAUAACUGAUCAUUUGUUUGUACAAGAAGUCAUUCUUCUCAGGAAAUUUGAUGUAGAGUUCACAAUAUCUAGUGUAUCACAGUCAGGGGCAAAGAGUGAAAGCUGUAGAGUGGUCACACCAAAGAGAAAGAGUUCCUAGAGUUAACUGUGAUUUCAUUGAGCUUUCACAUUGUAGCUACCUACUUAAACAACCUUUUAGAGAGAUGACUGAGAGUGAUAGAGUACUGAGUAUACUAACAGAAAAACUAUUAUACCAAAGUUGUAUU
Molecule: messenger RNA, 1662 nt
Organism: Lottia gigantea (owl limpet)
Lineage: Eukaryota; Metazoa; Mollusca; Gastropoda; Lottiidae
Exons: 3
Coding region: 126-1034 (302 amino acids)
Biological process (GO): cell differentiation; negative regulation of transcription by RNA polymerase II; positive regulation of transcription by RNA polymerase II
Molecular function (GO): nuclear receptor activity; zinc ion binding; RNA polymerase II cis-regulatory region sequence-specific DNA binding
Source: RefSeq, a predicted model, not a curated record